AUGUAUGCAACAAAGCUCAUGCCCACCACCGUGCCCAUGUACAAGUACUACGGCGAUUAUGACUACUCCUUGUCAAUGAACAACAAGGGCAUACAAAUGGUAUACAUGAAGAUUUUGGAUGUUUUGACGGCCAUUGAUUUGUCCACAAACCAAUUUGAAGGAGAGAUUCCUGAAACCAUCGGGAAUCUCAUAGGACUUCACGCUGACAAUAUGCUCACAGGUCAAAUCCCAUCUUCGUUGGGGAACAUCGAAGCACUCGAAUCGCUGGAUCUGUCUCAGAACAAGCUGACAGGGCAAGUCCCGCAGCAGCUGACUCGGCUCAAUUUCCUCGCCCUGUUUAACAUGUCUCAUAACUUGCUUUCAGGACCCAUACCAAAGGGAGGGCAAUUCGAUACGUUCCUCAAUACUUCAUAUCUGGAGAAUGCGGGACUUUGUGGGAGUCCAUUAUCAAAGGAAUGCGGAGAUUCGGCCUCAUCGCCACCAAGUAAAGAAGGUGCAGAUUCAAGGUUUUUUCCUGGUCUUAGUUGGCAAGUAGUUGUCAUAGGAUAUGGAGCUGGCCUAUUCGUUGGACUAGUUAUUGGCCUCGCCUUUGACAGACGAAACCUGAGAAAGUCCCCAGAGACCAUGCCCAGGACCCUAGUGCUGGUGCCUGGGUCCCCGAUGGCCAAGCCCAAGUCCAUAGAUACUAGGCCCAACCCUCUUGAGAUUGGACCCAAGACUCUAGUGCCUAUGCCCGAGUCCCUAAUACUGGUGCCCAGAUGCUUGGCUCAAGCGCCCAAGUCACUAACAUAUGUGCUUAGAUCCAUCAAGGUCAAUCUUGGGUCCUCAGCACCCGCACUCAGGUUCUUAGUGGUUGGACCUAAGAAUCCCUGCUCUUAUGAUUGA
Messenger RNA from Eucalyptus grandis, 885 nucleotides. RefSeq names its product receptor-like protein 33. The record is from RefSeq and is a predicted model, not a curated record. Gene Ontology annotation, molecular function: protein binding. The transcript has 2 exons. NCBI's taxonomy places the organism in Eukaryota, Viridiplantae, Streptophyta, Magnoliopsida, Myrtales, Myrtaceae. Bases 1 to 885 code for a protein of 294 amino acids.